Molecule: messenger RNA, 1275 nt
Organism: Nylanderia fulva
Lineage: Eukaryota; Metazoa; Arthropoda; Insecta; Hymenoptera; Formicidae
Product: protein FAM8A1
Source: RefSeq, a predicted model, not a curated record
UGGGGGAAAAGCCGACAGCUGUCGUGACGGAAUUUCGUUGGACUGACUCGACGGCGAAAAGCGUCACGAUAUCAUAUCCAUUAGCUAAUAUACACGUCAGUAAUGGGUAGCGAUAGUUGGCGCGUAGUUCACAUACGAGCGUAGAUGCGUAGUGCUUGAUUACGACAGAGGCAGAGCGAGGAACCCAAAAUGGCAGACGACAAAAAAAGCGACGACACGCUGGAGCGGGAUUCGGAGGACAAAUUGGAUCCGGCGGAGGAGAGAUCGCGGUAUUUUAAAAAAUUGGAGAAAUGGGUCCAGGAGGCGUACGCUUGGCAGAGUGUUGCGGCAAUGUUUCCUUAUUACGUCAUGUCGGGACACAUUGCGAAUCCGACACCCGCUUCAACAGCUUUUCAACCAAAUCAAGUUCCAACAGCACCAAACAGACCAGGAGUAAUUAUUGGAAAUACAGAGAGACAAAAUGAGGAAGUGAGGCAAAGGAGACCUCAAGAACAACCAGCUGGUCCUUUUCAACCUCCUGGAGCUGAAGGUUACGAAUAUCGCAUUCCUCCUAUUUGGAAGAGAUUUGCCGCGGAAUUUAUAGACUCGACGAUGCUAUUUUUGUUGAAGUUUUCCAUCACUUUCAUCGCGAUCGACGUAUUUGAUUUUAUAGAUAUCGAAGAUUUAGAUGUAUUGCAAACAAAUUUGCGUAUCGAUUACAAAAUAGCUUUGGAAAUGACUUAUGGAAUUCUGAUCUUGGAAGUAAUUCAUCGUGUGAUAGUUUGUAUCUUCGAGGCCUUCUGGCUUCAACAUGGGGUGUACGGUUUCAGGGGCGCUACUCCCGGCAAAUACAUGAUGGGCCUGCGGGUGGUCCAGUGUCGAAGUAUAACCCCGGUGGAACGUCCGAACGAGCCGGACAUGGUCCUGGUGAGUCCCGGGACCGAUCUGGGUCUGCCGUUGGCGCUGGGCCGAUCGGUGGUGAAGAACUUCGUGUUGGCGUUUCUCUUCCCGAUCUGCUUCUCGUUGUUCUUCUUCAGAUUCAACCGAACCGGCUACGAUCUGAUCUGCAAUUCCAUCGUCGUGGAGGAUCCCUAUAGAAAUUCGAACAACAAUCGGAUACACCAGCAGUAGUCCCUUUCUGAAGGGAACAUGCUGGCAUGGAAUUCUGUGAUGUGUAUAUAAUAAUGGCUGUCUGUGCUUCUUGUACCAAUGUAUGCGUGCGGAAUCAUGUGUGUGUAUAACAUGUGUACAUAUGUGUAAAAAAUAAAAAUUAUUAUUAUUGCCGCGUUCCAGCAA